This is a messenger RNA of Ailuropoda melanoleuca (giant panda), 11442 nucleotides long. RefSeq names its product matrix metallopeptidase 16 (gene MMP16). Gene Ontology annotation, molecular function: metalloendopeptidase activity; zinc ion binding. Gene Ontology annotation, biological process: skeletal system development; proteolysis; extracellular matrix organization. NCBI's taxonomy places the organism in Eukaryota, Metazoa, Chordata, Mammalia, Carnivora, Ursidae. The transcript is spliced from 10 exons. The coding region runs from base 37 to 1860 and encodes 607 amino acids. Gene Ontology annotation, cellular component: extracellular matrix; plasma membrane. The record is from RefSeq and is a predicted model, not a curated record.
AGGGGAGCUCGUCCAUCCAUUGAAGCACAGUUCACUAUGAUCUUACUCACAUUCAGCACUGGAAGACGGUUGGAUUUCGUGCAUCAUUCGGGGGUAUUUUUCUUGCAAACCUUGCUUUGGAUUUUAUGUGCUACCGUCUGCGGAACGGAGCAGUAUUUCAAUGUGGAGGUUUGGUUACAGAAGUACGGCUACCUUCCACCAACUGACCCCAGAAUGUCGGUGCUGCGCUCCGCGGAGACCAUGCAGGCCGCCUUAGCUGCCAUGCAGCAGUUCUAUGGCAUUAACAUGACAGGAAAAGUGGACAGAAACACAAUUGACUGGAUGAAGAAGCCUCGAUGUGGUGUACCUGACCAGACAAGAGGUAGCUCCAAAUUUAAUGUUCGUCGAAAGCGAUAUGCACUAACAGGACAGAAGUGGCAGCACAAACACAUCACUUACAGUAUAAAGAACGUAACUCCCAAAGUAGGAGACCCUGAAACCCGCAAAGCUAUUCGCCGUGCCUUUGACGUGUGGCAGAAUGUAACUCCUCUGACAUUUGAAGAAGUUCCUUACAGCGAAUUGGAAAACGGCAAACGUGAUGUGGAUAUAACCAUCAUUUUCGCAUCUGGUUUUCAUGGAGACAGUUCUCCCUUUGAUGGAGAGGGAGGGUUUUUGGCACAUGCCUACUUCCCUGGACCAGGAAUUGGGGGAGAUACUCAUUUUGACUCAGAUGAGCCAUGGACACUAGGAAAUCCUAACCAUGAUGGAAAUGACUUAUUUCUUGUAGCAGUUCACGAACUGGGACAUGCUCUGGGAUUGGAGCAUUCCAAUGACCCCACUGCCAUCAUGGCCCCAUUUUACCAGUACAUGGAAACUGACAACUUCAAACUGCCUAAUGACGAUUUGCAAGGCAUCCAGAAAAUUUAUGGUCCACCUGACAAGAUUCCUCCACCGACAAGACCUCUCCCGACAGUGCCCCCACACCGCUCUGUUCCUCCGGCCGACCCACGCAAGAAUGACAGGCCUAAGCCUCCUCGGCCUCCCACUGGCAGACCUUCCUAUCCCGGAGCCAAACCCAACAUCUGCGACGGGAACUUUAACACUCUAGCUAUUCUUCGCCGUGAGAUGUUUGUUUUCAAGGACCAGUGGUUUUGGCGAGUGAGAAACAACAGGGUGAUGGAUGGAUACCCCAUGCAAAUCACUUACUUCUGGCGGGGCUUGCCUCCUAGUAUCGAUGCGGUUUAUGAAAACAGUGAUGGGAAUUUUGUCUUCUUUAAAGGUAACAAAUACUGGGUGUUUAAAGAUACAACUCUUCAACCUGGUUAUCCUCAUGACUUGAUUACUCUUGGAAGUGGAAUUCCUCCUCAUGGUAUUGAUUCAGCGAUUUGGUGGGAAGAUGUUGGGAAAACCUAUUUCUUCAAGGGGGACAGGUAUUGGAGAUACAGUGAAGAAAUGAAGACCAUGGAUCCUGGCUAUCCCAAACCAAUCACAGUCUGGAAAGGUAUCCCUGAAUCUCCUCAAGGAGCCUUUGUGCACAAAGAAAAUGGCUUUACGUAUUUCUACAAAGGAAAGGAGUACUGGAAAUUCAACAACCAGAUACUCAAAGUAGAACCUGGAUAUCCCAGAUCCAUCCUCAAGGAUUUUAUGGGCUGUGAUGGACCAACAGACAGAGAUAAAGAAGGACACAGCCCACCAGAUGAUGUAGACAUUGUCAUCAAACUGGACAACACAGCCAGCACUGUGAAAGCCAUAGCUAUUGUCAUUCCCUGCAUCUUGGCCUUAUGCCUCCUUGUAUUGGUUUACACUGUGUUCCAGUUCAAGAGGAAAGGAACACCCCGCCACAUACUGUACUGUAAACGCUCUAUGCAAGAGUGGGUGUGAUGUAGGGUUUUUUUUUCUUUCUUUCUUUUCCAGGAGUUUGUGGUAACUUGAGAUUCAAGACAAGAGCUGUUAUGCUGUUUCCUAGCUAGGAGCAGGCUUGUGGCAGCCUGAUUCAGGGCUGACCUUUCAAACCCAGAGGGUUGCUGGUCCUGCACAUGAGUGGAAAUACACUCAUGGGGAAGCUUCCAUGAUGCACAGUAUCUGCCGUUCUUCAGUCCUUUGUCUUUCUUUGUCAUUCAGUUCUAGGCCUUUCCUCUGCACGCUCAAUGCCCAGUAAAUUUUCAGGAUUAACUAAAGAAGAGGAAAAAAAGAAGAAAAGAUUCUUCUUAAAGGUUUCUAAUAUUAUUUUCCUUCUGAAGUCUGAGCCCAUAACUGGGGGAAAAAAGCAAAAUGGAAAAACCCAUGAAUUUUUGCUUUAAAGCAAAGAAAAAAAAAGGUUAAACAAAAAACCCACAAUUGAACUUUCAGGAAAGUGUGAAGACCCAAAACAGCUUUGUCUCCAAAGAAGAUAGCUCUCUGACUGCUAUGGAUAGUCUCCUACACUUCAUUUUUGUCAGGUGGGAGAUCUGGAAUACACAUGCAGGACUUUAGACUGUUGGGACAGCCAUUUUCCAACAAACAAGGGGCCAAAAUAUCUGCAAUAUAGUAACAGCCUUAAUAAUACAUCCAUUUUUCGUUUUAUACAGCUGUUCUCAGCUAUGUCCUCAAUGUUUCAUCACAUUUAUAUUCAUAGCUAUAUUCAAACAGGACCUUUUGAUUGUUUUGAAGUGUUUCUAAUCCCCUUCCUGCCACCUGACCCCUACAUCAUUGUGAUAAUCUCCCCAAGUUGUAUUAGGCCAUUGCCCCAGGCCUUCCAUGGGUCUGUCAGGAAUAUUCAUUAAGAGCAAGAAGCAGUAUGUCUCCAAAGUGGUUUAAAGUGACAGUUAUUUUACAAGGAUAUGUGACACUAGUAAUACAUUGGUGUAACCCUUUGAGAACUAUCAGAUCAGCUUUCAGAGUCUUGGGACUGUCAGUCUUGCUAUCUGGUAAAUUAUAGAACUGGGCAAUGGUGAAAACAGGCACAGGUUCAAGAAGUUCAGGUUUUUAAAACAUAUCCUAUGACCCCAUGUAAUUUUUAAGUGAUUUGUGGUACUAUAUAAACGAGUUUAUAGCAAACAGAAAUGUUACUUGCCAAAUUUUUUUCUGGCAAAUAAAAAGAUAUUUUAUUAAGAAAAUGUAAGAGUGAAAUUUUAUUUGAAGAACUGAUUAUAAUAGCCUAAGUCUUUUUUUUUUCCUUAGACAUAUUUAAUUUCUGUUUGAAAAUCCAUUGCAUGAAAAUUCAGUUUGUCUUGGUACAUGCAGUUAGCAUUGCCAUUUUAAAAAUGACUUAAAAUGAUGACUCUGAGAUUGCAUGAAUACCCUCCAGAACACUACCUUAUUGCAUGUCAACCAUAGUUCUCAAAGGGUUAGUGUGGCUUCUGGCAUUUAGCCAUCCAUUUGAUCACUGACAGAGCCAAGAGACCACCAAAGCAUUUCAUUGUUGAGUGUAAUUUGUCCUAACAGCAGUAUUGUCAUUUUCAUGUGACCUGCAGAGCAGGUUUGUAUCAAUAUUUUUUUCCUAGAGAAAAGUCAGCAACUGACAGACCUCUUUAUUGAUUUUUAGGAGCUGCUUCUUGCAGUGAAAGGCUUUACAGCCACUGGGCUGUGAACUUAUUAGAGAUGGUCAGACCGAAUGCACCCCAUGAGUCAGACAUUGGCUUUGUGUGAAAGCCAGCUUUUGAGGGGAUUAGCUUUUGAAACAAUGAACAGCUUGCCUUGAACUUGAUUAUUGAUCUGUUGACUGUCAUUAACAACAACUUAAACAUUGUCUUCUGUGAAAAUUUUCCUUGAAGAGUCCUGUUCUAUGUCUUUGCCCUUUGACCUUUAACUUGCAAACUGGCACAAACUGAAGGAAAUCUGGUGUUGCUUCUCCUUUGGAGUGUUAAUUGUACUCUAAAACCCUAAUAAGCAUGAGCUGUUUCCUUAAAGAGAGAGAAAGAGUGUUGAUGGUGGAUCUGCAGAUGGACACUUUGCUAUUUACAUGCACACUCGAAAAAUGCCCUAUAGGUAGAAGUGACUUUUAAUUUUCUUUUAAUAUAAUUUCAAGUCUAAAUUCAUCAUUUUAAGUACAAAUAUAAAACUAUGGGGGAAAAAAAACCUCAAAAUACUUGAACGGCCAGUGUGGCUUUUAUAUAAAGCAGGAAUUUUAUACUAGUGAAAAUUUCUUACUCAUUUGCUAAUAAUACACAUUUCCAGAUGAUUUUUAAUGAGUGUAGGUACACAUUCUUAUUUGGAAAUGGAUAGUUUGGCUGCCUUGAAUUUAUAUUUAUACUCAACAUAGCAUGAAAAUUAGAAUGUCUUUCGGUUAAACAACAUGUUUAUGAUUUGGUUUGGGAAAAUAUUUUGUAAUCAUGGGUGGCAUGCUGCAAAGCCUUUGCAGAUUGUUUUUUUCUUACAACCUGAACAUAUAUAAUGUAAGGAUAAGAAAAAAGAACAGUUUUAAAAAAGACGAAUGGCUUUACAGCAAAACAUUAUUCAAUGCAAACUGUAUUUUGACAAGAUAUCAGAGAUUAUAUACAUGAGGGCCAAGAAAGAACGCAUGGGGAGAGGACCAAAAUCAGUCCUAUAGCUUUACUUCAGUGCUUCCACUCUAGAUGAUGCUGAUGUUAUAAAGAGUUAGUCACUUCUACUGAGCAUGAAGGACUAUAUAUAUAUAAGCUCACUUAUUCAGUGUGUGCUUAUGGGAGGGUUUAACCCUUUUAGGACCUUGAUGUCAAGAAAAAAGAUGACUGGAAAUUGUAUUUUGCUAAACAUAGAAAUGAGGAACUAUGUCAGUUGGGGACAUGUGUAAAUCAUUGAGGAAUUCCAUCAACCUGCAUUAAACAUUGAUUUUAUUUUUUUUUUCUAAAAUGAGAAAGAAACUGAAGAAGCAAUCUUUUGCCUCUUUACUCAUUUGUCAUAAUAUCCUGAUCCAUCAUAAAACUAUAAGUAUAUAAGGGCUAGAAAAUAAUCAUAGCAUUAAGAAAGGAAAGACCCUAUUGUUAUGCUUGAAUUCUGAAAAUGUCAUGGAUAAGUUUGGGUCAUAUUUACUUCAAUAUGAGAUGAGAUUUAUGUGAUAAGAAAAGGCAUAUACAGCUUCUCUCUUUACUAGAAUAGUUAAAUUUUCAGGCUGUGAGACUACAAGAGAUAAGAAAAUAUUAAGUUCCAUAUAAUCACAAAUACCAAGAUUCUAUUUGUUUAUUGUACCCAGGGCGCUUUGUGAGUGUGGUUGCUGAUUCCUCUUCCUCUUGGGGUUGGGGAGAAAAAGUCUUGAUCCUUUGGAAUAGUGAAGGGAGAGUGACCAACUGGUCCAGCACAUAAGAAUAGUGAUUCAAAAACAACGUGGAAUAAAUUUCCAUGGGUCAACAACAUAAUGUACCAAGUUCAGUCUCAAUAGAAACAUACAAUCUAUCAAAUAUUUUUCAUCACAUUAUUAAUAGCAUGGAAAGUACAGACCUAGUGUUUCUCAAACUGAAAAUGCAUUCAUGAUCACAAAACAUAAUUCUCCUAUUUCAUUACUGAUACUUUAUUACUGAUACUUUAAUAUAAACACAAAUGUAAACAAGGUAAUGUUCCUUACAUAAAUUAAUUCCAUAGUUUAUAAUUUUAGCCAAAUAUUAUUCUAUAUAUUAUUAACUGAACUGAAAUGAAGUAUUAAAAUAGACAGUCUGUAUUCCCUAUAAAGCAGUAAAUCCACAUCAGACUUUAGAGGAGGUUGUGAAUUUAACUAUUGACCCCUUUUAGAACAAAGUGUCUGCUGACAUGGCAAUCAGGACAGGUGAAUACAGAAGCUCUUUACAACUGCAGAGAUACCAUAGAUAAAUUAGAGAACAUUAUAUGAUACUAGCAAAGACAACUUCUGUUAUAAAUCAGAGGGCAAGGCUUUUCUGAAUCAAAUGUAAUAAAUUACUAAGUAAUAAUUUACAGAAAAUAAUUACUAAGUAAUAAAGGAUGGAGACUGAUUUACUGAAAUAAGCAAAUGUUACUUUUACUAGUCAGAUUGCUUGUAAUCUUUUUCUAUUGACACAAUUUGUUUCAUAUACUAUAUACUUAUUUUUUUCCCUUUCUGUGGGUGAUUAAAAAAUGCAAUGUGGUGAAUGAGACCAUUGCCCAACUUCACUGGUAGUUCCAAUAUGUGGAUGAUGUGUAUAUACUGGAUCCUAGGUAUGGUAAUAUAAUACUUCCAAGUUCUGCAUAUUAUGCUGGUAUCUCUAGUAUCAAAUACACGCCACAAUUUGUGAAUCUUACAUAGAGUAACAAAUGUGUCCAUAUUGACUAAAUUCAAUGUGCUAUCAGAAGAGAAAUGGAUGUUAUAAUCAAGUAGAUGGAGUUAACACAAGAGUCAUGAAAAGAUCUUUUUUUUUUUUUUUAAGUUUUGGAAUUAUUUCCAGAAACUAAUAAAGGCGGUGAUUUACUGAUAGUAUUGAGUCUGUGAGAUUGUAACAUAUACUGAAACAACCUCGUGGAUGGUGGUGAAAUCUUUUUCAACAAACGUAGCAAAGAGCUCAUUUAAUUUUUGAUGCUCUCAAGAGCACAUUCCAAAAUAUCACAGAUGUCAAACAGAACAUGCCGUCUAAAGCAAAAAUAUUAAAUUCAGAUAAGCUAUUUAUAAAUAGCUGUAAAUAUAAUCUCAGCCAAUAUAUGAUAUCACAAAAGAUUUCAAGUCAAUAGUAUUAGAGGAUUUAAUCAUUCCAUUGCAUCUCAUGCACCUUCAUGAUACUGAUUUAUUGUGACUGCAGGUUAUAACUGGCAAAGGUUAUGUAUCUAUGUUUUAGGUUCCUUGUUGCUGAAGAGGGAACCAUAGCUACAUCAGAACAAAUUUAUCAGUUAUAUUUUAAAAACUAGAACUUUAUAUAAUAAAGAAAACAGCAACCAGGUGGAGCACCACACCGUAAAUAUGAAAAUUAAAUAAUACAUAUAUUAAAUAUAACGGAAAUGGAGGAAAAAGAAAAAUGAGUGUUUUGUAAAAUAUAAGAACAUACUAUAGCACUCCUUAAUCCAACUGGAAAUUUUACUUUAGCAAGUAUAAAAAUAAAGAAAAAUGCAACUUCAAGCUCUUCAUAUUAGUAAUGGGUAUGUGAUUUAUCAAUGUAUAUAAUUAGCCAGUGGCUUUUAGAUGUUACCCUACAUAAACAUAUCUGAUACUAAUGCACUGCCUUAUAGGCUAAAAAUGUCAAAAGUUAGGUGUUUAGUAACCUCAACUGGAAAGAUAUACGUUAGAAUUUCCUGAGAAAAGCCAUUUCUCUAGGAUAGAAAUUUACCUCAGUAAUCAUAUAACAUAAACACUUGGCAUAGUAGCAAAGAAGUUGCCUAGUGUUUUAAUUUCAUCUAAUCAUAACCUUGGUCUUUCUGUCCUACUCAAAUCAUUUUUUGUUUCCACUGGUAUCAUUUUGAAAUGAUUCAGAGAUAUUUCAGGUCAGAUGAAUGACAUCAACUACAAAUAUCUCUUUCAGCAUUUUAUAUGUAUUUCUACUUUGAAACUUAAACCAAUAGUAUAUACAGCCUAAGAAUGAACACUGAUCUAAACAAACACAAAUUCACAGAAAUUGAGUGAAAAACAGAUAUUAUAAAAUUUGUCAAUAUUCUGGUAGAAUACUGAAGUAGUAGCCUUCAGUUUUUAAACACAGUUGUGAGCUUGUAAUUGGACAGAAACAUGCAUCUUCAAUGCUAAUUCUUUAUAUGAUGUAAGGGUAUAAGAUCAUGAGUACUGUAAAACAGUACAUAACUAAAGAUCUUUAAGGAAAAUGAGGGCAUUCCCAGUUAACUCAUGGUGAGUGCAUAAGUAUAAAAAACAUAUGAAAGAUAUUUAUGAAGAUUUCUAAAGAUUCUAUGCCUUUCCAGUUUAAAGAGCAGUGCAUGUUAAAAAUCUGUCUUAUACUAACAUUGGACUGGGGGUAAUACUCAAGUUUGCACUCAAUGUGGCCUUACAUUCAAGGGCACACUGGGCAUUGUCAGACAAAUACAUCAUAAGCUAGAAUGUUGUGCUGAUUCACAUAACUUUGCCAUGUGCUCUGCUAUAGAGCUGGAUUUGUAUGCCCUUAAGAAGGGAGAAGGAAAUCAAUUAAAUAUAGAUAUGAAAAUAUGAUAAUGUUUCACGUUAGGCCACUUAGCUUCAGAGUAAGAUGUCAUUAACCCUUAUUUCACAUAGGAAAGCCAGAAGGAGAGAAUGGUGAACAUGAAUAAAAUGAUUAACUUUUUGACUUAUCAAGAUGUUUCUUGAGUAUUUUAUCUACUUGUUUUUCUCCAUGAAAAAAAAAAAAUCACGCAAAGUACAGACAUAUCUGUAGCACUUGGUCUGUAGCUAGAGUUGAUCCCAGGCAUAACACUUCUUGACACAGGCCUUUUUAUAAAUGCCUCAUAUACGAUGAAGCUUUGGUGAGAUGUGACUGCAUGGGGGGAUGCUUUUUUCCUAGGAUAGGAUAUGGUGCUGCUUGUACUUGCCACAUUUUGUAUGAAUAUAUGUUUCUAUGUUGGCCUGUCUUGCUACGAUAUGGAUGAAUAAAGCCUGGUGUGAGCUGUCUAUUUGCAAAGUCACUAGAAUGCACGUUUCAUUUGUUCUUUCAUAAUGCCAAUUUGAACUUGUUCCCUCUCUGUAUAUUCAUAACCCAGUUGUGAAGGUAAAACAUAGUUUCCUUGAAUGACUGAUUCAAUAUUUAAAUCAAUGUCACAAUGUUUGCUACCACUGAACUAACACCACAGAGGCCACAUAGGUACUACUGCCUGGGUAAAAUUAGGGUUGUUUUUGUUUUUCUAUCACUUCUUUUCUAUCUGAAGUGGAAUACGUUACUCUUUUACAUGUUCAUAAAUACAAAAUUUCACAAUCUUAGUUACUUUAUUACUUUCAAACAAACCUGAUUUCUUAACAAGGAUGAUUGGGUGUCUGGUUUUUCUGUUCCUCCAAUUCUGAAAUUAUGUGUUUGCUUUCUGUAUGUCACCCCAAAAUACAGAGGGUUGGAGGGAUAUAUUAUUUUGUGUUGUCUUAUGUAGUCUGUGCCCAUAUUUGCAUUCCUUUCCAUUUUAACCUUGCCCCUCUUUUUUUUACAAUUUGAUUUUCCCUUCUGUUUAUGAAAACCAGAAUUGAGCAUUGUAUAGCAGACAUGGUGCCCAGAAAAUACGUUUUUGUUCCUCAGUAAUUUUCUUCACAAGUUUCAUGCAAAGACAGUUCCCAAUCAAUUUCACACACCUUCCAAUCUUUUACAUUGGAUUCUAACAUUUUAGAGCUAUUCCCCUGAGAAAAGUGAAAUGCUGAGUAUGAAGGCUGUUGUCUGUUGAUAAGCCAGCUAAGAAAGUGUGUUUUUGGAGAAUGUAUCUUAAAUAAUUAUACAGGAAAGUAAAUACCAUAAUACAGUGUUCCGUUUAAGGUACAUCAUGUGUAUAUGAAUGCCUAAAACCUCAAUUAUUUGUCUAUUUCCCUUUAUGUGCAAAUUACAUAUAUAUUAUAAAGAGAGAAUAAAAGAAUAAGGGGUAUUAUAGUGGCAGCUUUUUGCUGCGUUGGUUUUGACUGCAUCAGCAUUUCUAUUGUGGACCUCUAUUUUCAGGGGUUUUAGAGAUUCACCCAUAAAAAUAUGCUUCAGGCUUAAAAGUCUUGAAAGAUUUUUUUUUUAGGUAUAUAAUUUUAAAGAAAUAUAUCUUGUUUUUAUAUUAUAGGAAGAAAUAAAUGGAGUUUACUAGUUCAAAUUUGCGCUACUAUAACUUUUAAUAAACUUAAUUUUUUAGCAAAAACAUAGUCCAUAGUCUAUUGAUGAUUUUUUAAAAGAAUUAUUGAUAUUGAGAAAAUUACCUGCUUCAUCAGUGUAGUAAUCUAUCUUCAAGAUGUUUUAAAAUCUGUAUACCUAUAUUAACAUUAUCUUGAAUCCAGUAGUGGAUCAGUAUGAUAAUGAACACAAUUUAUGCCAUCCAUAUGAGCUAUCUGGUAAUAUAGAUUUGGAAAUAUAUAUGUAGUGUGUGUGUGUAUAUAUGUGUGUGUGUGUGUGUGUGUGUGUGUAUGAUGUCUGUGUAUGUAGGUAUGUGAAUGUAUAUAUAUAUAUAUACACAUAUAUAUACAUAUAUAUACACAUAUAUAUGUGUAUAUAUAUAUAUAUACACACAUUCACAUACAUAUUUAACAGACAGAUUAAGGGGAAAAAGCUCCCAUAAAUUUAGUUUAUCAAAUAAAUAACAUAUGCUAUAUUAAAAAAUAAUUGCACAUACAUUUGUCUUUCAGAGCCAGAAUGAGAUGCAAAGCAAUUGCAAAGGAAAGUUGUCUCUUGGGUAAACAGUAGAUAUUUUAUAGCUUCUUAUGAAAAUCAUUUUUCCUUUCUAUAUUGUGGUUAUGGGAAAUUAAAAGAAUGUAAUGCAUAAAAUUAAUGCAGACUUUAUUUAAAUAACAUUAAAACAUGAAGCAGAGAGAAACACUGAGAAAUUAAAUAUUUAGGCUAUUAUCUCUUGGUUGUCUGACAAUACUUUGCUUUUAUUUUAAUUCCCCAUGAUAUUUUCAGUUAUGAAGAGGAUUUAAGAUCUAACUUUAAGCCUCUGGAUUGUUCACUUACACUCAACACUACUUCAUUAAGUUUCUGAUAAUAUGUAGUCUUCUGUGUGCAAGGAAAGAAAUAAAUAACACAUUUAUUUGCUGAAUGAGCUUUAAGGUUUGCAAGUUGUUAGUGGUUUUUUUGCCCACACAGGAUUCUAUACAUUUAUAACAUCUUAAAUCUGGUGUGUGUGUGUGUGUGUAUGUGUAUAUAUACACACACACACACACACACACACACAUUUUCAGAUAGCUUCUACUGACAAACACAAAGCUUGUUUGUGUGCAAAUAUAAGGCUAAAUAAAUGGUGCUAAAGUGUAUUAUGACUGUCAGAUAUAAUCAGGCAAAAUUUUGUGGUGCUUAAUUUUUCAUUGAUUUUAUUGAUCAAUGCAUUGAACAGUGUUUAUUAUUCACAAGUUGUCUUUUAUUAGUAAAUCAAGGCCUCAUAGCACAUUGUUAAAUAAAGUGGUUGACUAGUCUAUGUAACAGCUCACCAAGCUACUAUCUCUUCAAAUCCUUAUAAUGUUGCGUCAUUAAAGGUCAAGGGGUCAUGCUAUUAAUCUCAUCGCUGUAGACCAUUAACAUGACUGAACUUUUCCACAAAGUACUUAUGUUUACAAUGCUAUAACCCUUUGACUGCUGCGGCAACCUUUAACCACACAAAUGUCACAAGCUAGAAUCAUCAGCAUGGUUCUUGCCAUGGCAAUCAAAGAGUUAAGGGCUGUGCAGUGAUUUGUUUUGUAUUUAUUAAUUUAUAUUUAUUUUAUUUCCAUUCAAGGAGGGGAUUUUGGGUGGGGCAGUUUUUGUCUGCUGUAAGUGUCUUAACCUAGGGAAGGGUUAAAUGGCUUUUUAUACUAUUGCAUCUUCUGUAUUUACCAUCAAUUCAUUGUGUUGUAAUUAAAAAAAACUGUCAAUAAAUAAGAGAAAAGAAAAACAGUUCAUAGGCAUUGUGGUUUUACUCAAUGAAUGAUAUACACACAUUUAUAGCUAAUAUGGAGGCUGUGAUCUAUAGCAGUAG